This is a messenger RNA of Cinara cedri, 158 nucleotides long. The record is from the annotation of a GenBank genome assembly. Lineage: Eukaryota; Metazoa; Arthropoda; Insecta; Hemiptera; Aphididae.
AUGUUACAAUCAUCGAUUAAAGAAAAUCCUGUUAAUAAUUUUAAAUCACCGACAAAUAAUAGGAAUUUACUGUUAUUAAGAACUGAUGAAGUAUCAUUAAUGAGAAUUGAAAAUAAGAGGGGUGAAAAUGACUGCCUCGAGGAAUGCCAGAGGGAAAG